This is a messenger RNA of Adineta ricciae, 846 nucleotides long. NCBI's taxonomy places the organism in Eukaryota, Metazoa, Rotifera, Eurotatoria, Adinetida, Adinetidae. The record is from the annotation of a GenBank genome assembly.
AUGAAGUUCUGCGGUUGUUUAACGGUUGAAAAAGACUCACGAGAUGAAAACCCUACGAAAUAUGUCAAACGAUACUUUCUCAAACGUGAUCUACAAAAGAACAACAUGGGUGGAUCAGCAUUGGGCGUCAAAUCACAAAAAGAUCGAACGAAACGAAAUACAACGAUGGACACGACAUCGACUACAGCGAAAAAUACUUCGAAGAUUCAAUUCUCAUCGGAAUCGAUUGAUAAAGUUGUCCUCCGUGAUAGCCGUCAUGAUACAUCGAAACGCCGUUCAGUAACAUUCGCUAAUGAUAGUGAAACAGAACAGCGUAAAUUUCUUCGAUUGAACAAAAUAAAACGUGGAUCAAUCGACGAACUUCAAUUCAAUGGAAGCAAACGUGCAAAUAGAAGUUCGCCAAAUGUCAAUGAUUUUACACCAACACUGAACACAUCGUAUGAAACGACUACUGGUGACGAACUCGAUAAUUCUCAACAGAAGAAAACAGUUGUCCGUCGUCGGAAACGAAGUAAAUCUCCAAGAAAACAACUACCGUCUGAACUUCUCGAUGCUAUCAAAUUUGAUCUGGUUGAAUCUGUUGGGUUAGAUGAAAAUCAAUUGAAAGUUAUUCCUUAUGAAAAUGUCAAAACCUCGUCUCAACCAAUGAGAAUUAGUAUCUCAUCUUACACAUCUCGACAACAUCAACGCCGACGACGUUGCUCAUCGCCAUUCAAUCGUGGUGUCGUUCACAGUGUAUCAAGUCAGGUUUUACACUAUCAAGCUCAACCUACAGUUGUUUGUGUAGCUCAAGUGAAAUCCACAAAAAUUCUAAAUCUGACGAAAAAAACAGAUAAUUCUACGUAG